CCAGUCGCUCCUACGCUCGGCGCCGCGUCAGUACAUGCGGUCUCGCCGCGGUGUGCGGAUUGUUCUUUUGCGGAAAAGGAUUUCUCGCGUUGCCCCCUGAUAGAUCUCAUUCGCACUUGUUAACCCGCGACAACCGCGUGCCGCGCACUCGCAAGCGUCCCGUCGAGAUUCGCGCUUUUUUUCACGCGAAUUCCCUUCACUUUCGCAAGAAUUUAGAUUGAGGAUCAUGCCAGCGGACGCCGAACUCAGCAGCCUGCUCAGCAGGCGGCAAAGGAUCAACGACGAACUCGAGGAGGGCAAGGAGGUGAAGAAGCAGUACAAGUUCGUGAACGUUUACACAGAGUUCCACGAGCUGUCGCGCCGCGAAAUCAAGCAGUACGAGCAGACCUUCAACAGAUUCGAUGACGGUCAUGACGGUUACCUCGAUCUCUCCGAACUGAAGCGAAUGAUGGAAGUUUUAGGUGCACCGCAGACGCAUCUUGGUCUCAAGGCAAUGAUCCAGGAGGUCGACGAGGAUGGCGACGGCCGCAUAUCUUUCCGUGAGUUUUUGCUGAUCUAUCGUAAAGCACGAGCUGGUGAAUUAGAACAGGAUUCCGGAUUGAGCCAACUGGCCAGACUUACCGAGGUCGACGUCGACGAGGUCGGUGUUACAGGUGCUAAAAACUUCUUCGAGGCCAAGAUCGAGCAGCUGCGAAAGGCCUCGAAGUUCGAGGACGAGAUUCGCAUGGAGCAAGAGGAACGAAAACGCGAGGAAGAAGAUAAGGCGGCGAGGCGAGAACAAUUCCGACAGAAAGCCGCGAUCUUCGGCAAAUAAUUGCAAAGCGAAAAUCAUGGGAGAGCGAAAGCCGCUGCCUGCUCGCUUGUUAGAAUGUAAAGAUGGAUUGUUUUCUGUUCCUUAGGCUUAGGUUUAUUUUCGAUGCUCGAAGACGUCGAAGCGAUAUCCGAUGCCAACGAGCGAUUCUGUAAACCAUUUAAGCGCGCAUCGGAGCGAAGUGAAAUCGAGACUUGAUUACGAUGACGAUUGUCAGGAGAAUUCAAAGUGAUGGUUGAAACCGCGGUAUAGUUUCCUUCUAUUAUUAAUGUGCAAAAAAAGAAAUUUAGUCAUCUAUAAUUUUACAAAUAAUUUUUUUUGCGCCUGUUGAAAUAUCAGAAUUCAUUGAAGCAAUACUUCGUCAAUCUUAAUUUGAAGAUGGAACUUUUCGUUAUAUCGAACAUUUGCAGUGAAGUCUCAACUCCGGAUUUCAAACAGAGACAAUAGUAAAAACAAUGAAUUUUCUUUUCGCAAUUUUUAUUUUAUAUUUGUUCGCAUAUUUGUGUAUAUAUCGCGAUUUGAGGCAAUAUUGCAAUAAAGUUUACUGUAUGUGAAAUGCACUAUCAUGAAACGUGAUAAAGAAGUUUUAGUAACAUUCGCAUGGUUGUAUACGCGUAAAUUUUACAUAGAAAAUUGAACAUUUCAAAACGUAGCUGAUAUCUAAUACAUAUCAUAGAGAUAUAUUUUAAAGUUGGAUAACGCGCAAACUAUAUUCUCACUUGCUGUUUUAAUAACAAUUUUAAUGAUGUCUUGUUGUAAAAUGUUUAACAAAGGUUAAAAAGCACACAAUUAAUUAAUAAAUGCAUAAAGUGUUGCUUAACACAGUUGACAUUCAAGGAUUCAAAUUUUGCGCGAAGUUCAGAAGAGUCAAUAUCGAAUAGGUGGCCUGUUUUUUAUCACCGAUAUUACACGACUAUAGUAUAUAAAAUUUUCAACUUUGAUUCCUAAUAUAUAAUGAGUAGACUGAAAAGGGAAUUGAUAUGAAUAUUUGCGCUAUUUUGCAUUAUGCUACAAGAAAGAAUAGCCUUAAUUACUGCUGGGUUUUCGAUAGUGUAAGACUCUGUAAGAUUUGUCGGCGAACGUAUCUUAAUUUUUAUUAAUAAUAACAAUUAUUUUAUAGGAUUUUUAUUAUUUUUUUUUAUUAAAUAAGAAUUUUUAUUGUCAAAUUAAACGACACGCAUGAUACUGUGUACGUAUAACAUAAGAGAAAUAUGCAUGUAGAUAUGCUGUAUAUUCAUUCGGAUGCGUGUGAAUGUGUCAAACUACAGAUCUAGAUAUAUGCGUGCUGUUUAUUUAAUUUCCAAAAUUGGGAUAUUGGAUAAUUAAGUUUUACGGUACAAGCAUUUGAUAAAUGACAAAUUCAUUAUUAUGAAUAACGACUACUUUUAUCAACAGUUUAUUCUAUUUAUGUCCAACUUCGACAGAUGGUUUAAAUUUUGACUGAUAAAAAAGAUAACUCUUGUGUAUUCAGCGAUAAGUGUGGAACUACGAGAGCUAAAAGGAAAGACUAAAGAAAAUCGUUCGGAUUUUCGGAUUUUACAUAAUAAUUUAAAAGAAUGUGUCCAGAAUAUUUUAUAACAUUUUUAAUUAUGUACUAUUAUUUUAUAAUCUUCCGAUUUUUGUUUAUCAUAUAAAUAUUUAACAUAAGUAAUCGCUCAAAAUCUUAAAAAAUUAUUAUAAUUUCAGCGAUUAUAUUAAAUAAUUCCCAACUGAUUGUGCCUACGCAAACAACAAAUUCUCAUUUAAUUCUUAUUCAAUUUAUUAUCGGAGAAGUGAUAUUAUGAACAUCUGUAUUAUCUCUGUUAUUAAGUGACAAAUUAAUAAUAAUUACUUAUAGAAUUGUUUAUUUAAUAGCUUAUCGUUACGUAGUGGCGCUAAUAUGUCAAUACACAAUAGCUAACAAUUAUUAUAAGGCACUUUUACUUUUCAGCAUUUUGAAACUUUUUCAAGCUACAUUUAAAUAUUUAAUUACACUAUUUCUUCAUUGUUUUUAAAUUAGAGCAUAUUAUCACACAAAUGUAUGUCCGAGUGUUUCUAAUUAUUUUACUUUUUAUUUAGCUAUACAAAUUUUAAGUUACGAAAAAUUAUUUAAUAACAUAACAUUUUGUUAAUGUGGAUAUAUAAGUCUGCUAGUAUGGAUACUAUCUAGAUUUUCAUAACAAAAUAUUUCUUUGAUAAAUUGAUUUUUACUCUAAAGGCUACGUUUAGAAACAUUAGAUAUCAUUUUAUCUUUGUUGUGUUGAAUGUUAUACAAACAUAAAAUGAUAUCUCUAAUAUUUCUGUACGCAAGAAAAUUAUAUAUAUAUAUAUAUAAUUUUGUAACAAAAUACUAUAUCUUUUUUCAACAAAAUCAAUUUUUAAUUUUAUUUUUGUGAUGAUUUAUAUUACAAUUCCCGUUCUUGUUCGAUCCGAUAUUGUCAUAUUUUUAUAAAUCACGUUCUAAGCAAUUUCGUAACUUUGAACAUGGAAUCUAUUAAACAACAUUUUAUCGAUGAAUAUAAUCGUUAAGUUUUAAUACAAAAUAUUGAUUAUUAACAAAGAAAGGUAUUGAAUAAAAUGUAAAUGGGUAUUCAUAAUAUCAUCUUCUUUAUUAAAAUAUUACUGUUAAUAUUUUUAUCAUCUUUAAAUAUUUUUUCAUCAUAAGUAUUACGAUAUACAUUUUCAACGACACAUUCUGUAUAUAAUAGUAUUAAUAUAUUAAUAAGUCACAGGAAUAUCUAAUGUAAAAAGUGUAUAAGCUAUAGAUUGUAAAUAAAUUUAUUUUGCUGCAAAUUUUUAUGUAUCUAAUGUAUAAUGGCAUUAUAUAAAAUUAUGAAAAUUUUAUCGUGUUAUUAUUUUUAAUAUAAAUAAUCAAGAAAAUGAAGUAAAUAUAUCCAUACGCGUGAGCAAACAUUAUAUGUAUUUUAUUAAUUGAAAUAGGAAAAUAAAAAGACUCAUACGAUAUUGAGUGAAUGCAAAAGUUUAUGCCCGAUUCCAAUAAAUGCCAUUAUAUUAUAGUAUUAGUAUUGUUCAUCUGUGGAAAUGUAAUAUUCAACGAUUACUUAAGCAAAAAACGUGUGCGUUUUGAUUGAAUUUAUGUUGUAAAACAAAUUUUAAAAAUGGAGAAAAAGUUACAUUUACAGUAUAUUAUGUUUUAUAAGUUUCGGAAGAGUGUAACAGUAAAAACUAUCAUAAAAAACAUUUAAGAUGUUUAUCAGGAUCGUGCAAUUUGAACUGUUAAGAAAUAAUUUAAAAAAUGUAAACGUGGUGACUUCCAUCCACCUUGAUUGUGAUCUAAAAUUCGUGUUAUACAAUGAUAUCAUUAGGCAAACUGCUUGGUCUAUUUGAAUUUAUUUAAUUUUUAAUGUAUUAUUAAUUAAUUUAAUGCAGUUUUAGUUCAUUGCAUCUUUAAAUGAAUGUUUAUAAAAAGUUCCAAAUAGUGACACUAAAUAUUUUUAAAACAAGAUAUCCAUGAAUCUAAUCUGAAUGUUUUUAAUAUAUCCAAAACGUCCAAAAUGUAUAUUUUAACCCUAGCUCCCCACACAUAUUUUUAAAUCUGAAAUUUUUUAAUUUUAACUUGAAGCAAAAAACCAGUGAGGUUUUUUAAUUGACUCUUUGGACUAACAAAGAAAAAUAGUUCAAUAUGAAUCGUCCCAGAAAGUUUAAUAAUUUAAAGUAUAAUAAAUUGACAUUUUUGAAGAAUCAGCAAUUCGUGAUUUUAUACUAAUGAAUAAAAUUUCAUAAUUUGAACAAUAUAAAAUAACAAAUAAAAGAUUGUAAUGAAUAAA
Molecule: messenger RNA, 4578 nt
Organism: Solenopsis invicta (red fire ant)
Lineage: Eukaryota; Metazoa; Arthropoda; Insecta; Hymenoptera; Formicidae
Gene: Swip-1
Product: EF-hand domain-containing protein D2 homolog
Exons: 4
Coding region: 227-814 (195 amino acids)
Molecular function (GO): calcium ion binding
Source: RefSeq, a predicted model, not a curated record